UUCACACACACACUCCCACCCACCCCGCGGGUCAAGGAGGAGUGACACAGCAGAUAUCGGUUUUUCUCAAUGCUUAUAGCCUCAAAAAAAUAUUAUUAAAACAUCUAUACGAGGUUUGUUUUGUGCAGCCCGCUCCUUGUCAGACCAAAGUAGAGAGUUUUUUCUUCAUUAUUUUUAGCUACUUUUACAGCAGGUUUUUCUCAAUAGACAGAAAAUGAUCUUGUACUACGCACACUAAGGAGUCAACAGCCAAUAUUAUCAUCUCUCAUUGCUUGUAACCCGGUAAAUAAUUUCGUACAUCUCCCCAUAAAAUAACCCUUAGUGGGAAAAAAAGCUCAUAUUCGAAUAAGUUUAUUAAAGCACCCCCUCUGUGGGAAAGAGUUAUUUUCUCAGUGUCUAGUUUACACCAUGAGGCGAGUUUUGUCAACAGGAGGCGAGUUUUGUCACGAGCAAGAACAAGCGCGGACAACUGUUGCCCAUAAAGUAAAACAAAUAUUCACCUCUAAGUCGUAUUUUACCGUCGGAGAAUGUGGAAAACAGACAACCCUCACAAGAAGGCACCCAAAAAAAGGAAAUCGGACACCUCAACUUUCUUUCCCCCCUCUCCCGGCUGCGCGCACACACACACACAAAACAGAGAACCGAAGGGUGAGAGAAAAAAACAAAAAACAAUAAAAAACACUCUCUAACUGUCGAUAUUGUCAGGAGAAAGAUGCAAAAAACAGAUGCUAGACGAGGAUAAAAUGAGAGAAGAAACGAGAGGGGGCUCAAAAGAACCGUUAUCUGCUCAGACCCUACUGUGACGGUUCUACCAAUCGCGAGGAAGAGUCCGUGAAUAUUAUGUCAGCAUUCCGUCCAAACAACGCCGUCGAUCAGAGCGCCAGGGCCAGCUCGCCAGAACUUUUCCUGCCUCACCACGAUUUCUACAACGAUGAUUUCACGCAAGUGGACUACGACGCUAUCGAUAGCACGGUGAGGAGCACCAUAAAUCCGGCCGUUUUCCAAGGCGAUUUAGACGCCAUCCUCCCCGCAGAACCUCCGCUGCCGAUCAGCGAAAGACCGCGGCGAGAAGACGACGUUAUUUUCGUCUCCGCACACCAGGAGAACUGCAGGAAAAUAAGUUUUAAAACCGAAGCGGUAAUCGAGAAUAUACAGACCCCGCCGCAGCGAAAAGAAGAACAAGAAGACGACGUUAUUUUCGUCACCGCAUACCAGGAGAACUGCAGGAAAAUACCUUUUAAAUCCGAAGCCGAGAUUGAGAAUAUACCUAUUCAAACCCCCGCUACAGACAAUUGGGCGGAGGAGCGAGAGAAUAUACCUAUUCAAACCCCCGCUACAGACAAUUGGGCGGAGGAGCGAGAGAAUAUACCCAUUCAAACCCCCGCUACAGACAAUCGGGCGGAGGAGCGAGCCCGACGGCGACUUCAUAAGAGGAGGAUCCUCGGAGACCUCAAAUUCAUGUACGCCAUAACCGUCCGUGCAUAUGCAUCAAUAUAUCGACACAAGGAUCUGUAA
Molecule: messenger RNA, 1515 nt
Organism: Oreochromis niloticus (Nile tilapia)
Lineage: Eukaryota; Metazoa; Chordata; Actinopteri; Cichliformes; Cichlidae
Exons: 8
Coding region: 841-1515 (224 amino acids)
Source: RefSeq, a predicted model, not a curated record